CAGCUUCGCGCCCUGAUCGCAGCCUUAGCCUGCUCGCGCAGCCUCCGUCUCAUCUUGCCUACCGACGAAGCAUGGGCGUCCAGGGCUUCCAAGAGUUCCUGGAGAAGCGCUGUCCCGGGGCCGUGGUGCCCGUGGACCUCCUCAAGCUCGCACGCACGGUUUCUCGCCAGCAGCAGCAACAGCAGCAGCACCUGCACCUGCACCGCCAGCUGCCCCCGACGGCAGCCCUAGCGCCCGGAGCUCCUCGCACCGCCAGGGGCUCCACGCCUCUGCAACCGCCGCUCCCGCCCGCUGCCUUUGGUGCCUAUUCCGGGGGCGCAGGGCCGACCCGGCACCAUCACCCCGCUCACCACUUCCACCACCACGGUCAGGCACCGCCCGGGCUGCACCCACCGCUGCCGCCGCCGCCGCCCCCACCACUGCCUGGUGCCAGGGUGCUGGUAGACGCGGGCUCGGCGCUGCCGCGGCUUUAUGGCGGCUACCAAACGGAUUGGGUGUGUGGCGGCCAAUGGAAUGCCAUGCUGGGCUACUUGUCAGCGCUGUGCCAGGCUUGUGCCUAUCCCGGCGGCGACGGCCUGGAGCUGGUGGUCAUGUUCCCAGGGGGCCUGGGCAAGGACCGGCUGGCCGAGUGGGGCCGUCGGUGCCAGGCUGAGCGGCAGACAGCGCAACUGAUCGUGGGACACGUGGGCAACAAGGGCACCCCUCCACCACGGGCCUGGUUCCUGCCACCGGCCUGCCUGAGCCACUGCGUGAGGCUAGCACUCAUCCGCUUCCGGGUCAAGGUCUUUCAGAGCCUUGAGGAUCACCAUCUGGAAGUGGUAGCUUUUUUCAGGGAAAAUGGUUUCCAUGGCCUUCUUGCUCAUGACUCCGAGUACGCACUCUACAAUAUCCCCUCUUACUACAGUUCCCACGCUCUGAAGCUGAGCUGGAAUGGCAAGAACCUCACCACAAACCAGUUCCUGAUGCAGGAGGUGGCCAAACAGCUGGGCCUGAAGCGGAUGAAUUUUCCCAUAUUUGCCGCAUUGCUAGGAAACCACAUUCUCCCAGAUGAGGACCUGGCUGCCUUUCACUGGAGCCUGUUAGGACCAGAACAUCCUCUUGCAUCACUUAAGGUUCGAGCUCACCAGCUGGUUCUCCCUCCGUGCGACGUGGUGAUCAAGGCUGUUUCUGAGUAUGUGAGUUCCAUCAAGGACCCCUCAAACCUCGAUGUGGUUGGAAAGGAUGUUUUCAAGCAGUCUCAGUCCAGGACCGAAGAUAAAAUAGAACGAUUCAAGAAAGCCGUUGAGUACUACUCGGUCACAACCAAGCUCUCUUCGCUGCCAGUGGGUCCCUCUUUUCUUGGCUUUCGGAAUAAUCGCCUUGGAAAUCCUCCCCUUCCACGAAAUCAAAUGGGCACCAUUUCUACUGGAAAGCCAAUGUUUUCUCACCAAGUACCCCAGAAAAUGAAAUAUCCACCACCAUUCCCAAUGGGACCCAGCUCAUCACUUCUCUUGUCUCCCCACACUUUGGGGGAGUCACACACUUUUUCUGAGGACCCUGUGCUUCAGGACAGCCCCUUUGCCAACUGGGCUGUCUCUUAUGACUCGUCUGCAUCCCAGUUCCCCAAUUACCUGCCUUCCAAAGCAUCGCCACCUUUGAGGCCAGACUCGUCACAUUCAUCAUCUUCUGAUGGUGAUGAGCCCAAUGGAGCCGGCUCUGAUCAUGUCACAGAGGCACUUCAACAGCAGCCUGGAUGGACAGAUCCCAGUGGCGAGCGCGAGUCUUGGGGACAGCCCAUGGAUGCUGGCGUUUCAGAAUCCAGCCUCGGGGACGGAGAGCCCCACAUCCCGUCUCUGCUUUCUAUGUCCACAAGGAACCACAUGGAUAUCACCAUCCCACCCUUGCCUCCAGUCGCCCCGGAAGUCUUGCGGGUUGCGGAGCACAGACACCGCAGGGGUCUCAUGUACCCGUACAUCUACCACAUCCUCACAAAGGGUGAGAUUAAGAUUCCUGUCUGUAUCGAGGAUGAGUGCAACAUGGAGUUACCUCCAGCCGCCCUCCUGUUCCGAUCAGCCCGUCAGUACGUGUAUGGAGUUCUUUUCAGUCUGGCAGAGACCCAGCGGAAAAUGGAACGCCUGGCCAUACGGCGCCGGCUGCCUGUGGAAAUUCCUUCGGUGAUCCUUAAGGAGUGGUCUGCCUACAAAGGCAAGUCACCUCAAACCCCUGAGCUUGUGUCUGCGCUGACAUUCCGGGAAUGGACUUGCCCAAACCUCAAGAAACUCUGGCUCGGCAAAGCCGUCGAAGACAAGAACCGAAGAAUGAGGGCCUUCCUGGCCUGCAUGAAGUCAGACACACCCAGCAUGCUUAACCCAGCCAACGUUCCCACCCAUCUGCUGCUCAUGUGCUGUGUACUUAGGUACAUGAUUCAGUGGCCUGGUGGCAGAAUCCUGCAUCGCCAUGAGCUAGAUACCUUCCUUGCCCAGGCAGUGUCAACACAGCUUUAUGAACCAGACCAACUCCAAGAACUCAAGAUUGAAAAACUGGAUGCCCGAGGGAUUCAACUUGCUGCUCUCUUCAUGAGUGGGGUCGACACAGCUUUGUUUGCCAAUGACGCCUGUGGCCAACCAGUGCCUUGGGAGCACUGCUGUCCCUGGAUUUACUUCGACGGCAAGCUGUUCCAGAGCAAGCUCAUUAAAGCAGGCCGAGAACGUGUGUCCUUGGUCGAGCUCUGUGACGGCCAGGCUGACCUGGCAACCAAAGUGGAAAAGAUGAGACAGAGUAUCCUUGAAGGAGUCAACAUGAACCAUCCACCACCUUCGGCUCUACUUCCAUCACCUACUUUUGUGCCUCCUAUGAUGCCCCCUCUCUACCCUGUUUCACUUUACUCCCGAGCUAUGGGCUCAAUGCCACCUCACGCUCAAGGAAGGAGCCGAGGCUUUGCAGGUCUCCAUCCCAUCCCAACCCAAGGAGGAAAACUGGAGAUUGCCGGGAUGGUGGUGGGCCAAUGGGCUGGCAGCAGAUCCUCCAGGGGCCGAGGAUCCUUUGGCAUGCAAGUGGUGUCUGUUGGCGGGCCAGGAAGGGGGCAUGGAAAAGAACAGACUGGUAGAGGAAUCAAAGGACACAAAAGGAACAAACAAGGCUCUACAGAUGGAGUCUCUAAACCCCUGGAGCUUCAUCCAGGGCGGCCACGCUUACAGUUAAAUGGAAACAAUGGCACAUUGAUCAAGGAAGAAAAGAGUGAUCGUCUUCCUGCUCCAUCACAAUGUGCCUUAUCCAGAGACCGCAACAUGUGUAGUAGUGGAAACCGCUGCCUCCCCGGGAAGAAUGGGGAAAAGAACCACUUACAAGAGCAGAAGCUGGAAACUCUGGCACAGCAGAAAGAGGAGUGACGACCUGAUGAUGGCUUCACCUGAUUAGGAAGAGGGGAAAACCUGUACUUUUCUGAUUCUAGGCCUAAACUAGAGGAGGCUGUAAAUGUUUACCCUGGGUUUCCCACUGCAUUUUGAUGAGCUGUCCUGCUGCAACAUAUUGUCUCUCUUUUGCUGGGCUUCCAGGCUCAGACUGAGGGGGAAGUUUUGGUAAAAGAUGAGUGGCAGCAACAGGGAUAGUUCCUAUUCUCCAAUGGAAUAUGUAGUGCCAAUAUUUUCACUAUCUCCCCCUCUGGGAGCCUGUGAAGGCAAUAGUGCUUAGCAAUUGGAUGUGGUCAUGCAAGCUACUAGAGCAAAAUCCCAGCCUCGGUUUUCUGAAUAUUUACCAGGAUACUCAGCUACAGAGUUCCAUGGUCAUCAGAUGGGAUUUCGGGGACAGCUGUCUGUGGCUUCUUGCCAUAGAAUCGUUAUCAUCUGCCUCUUCUUUCCCCUCCCAAAUUAUUCACCCCAUAAUUUUAUACCACCACCUCUAGCUCUGGCCUACCAAUCAGAUUGGUAGAUGUUUUCAAAGAAGUG
Messenger RNA from Ochotona curzoniae (black-lipped pika), 3923 nucleotides. RefSeq names its product family with sequence similarity 120C (gene FAM120C). Gene Ontology annotation, cellular component: nucleus. Bases 72 to 3368 code for a protein of 1098 amino acids. The record is from RefSeq and is a predicted model, not a curated record. NCBI's taxonomy places the organism in Eukaryota, Metazoa, Chordata, Mammalia, Lagomorpha, Ochotonidae. The transcript is spliced from 16 exons.